AUGUCGUCCACGCCAAUGGACCUCGAUCGCCCUGAGCGGAAUGGCACGCCGCUCAAUAUUUCGAGGUCGACAGCACCAGUAUCCAACCUGAGCGACGUCAUGUCGUCGUUUCGCCCUACCAAGCUUCUCCGGCGUGAAGACAUCAAAGAUCACCGCCAACCACCACACGUGCUUUCGAUAGACUACAACGACGACGGCGAGCUGCUCAUGACGUCGGCGAGCGACGAGACGAUACAAAUAUACAACGUCAGGGAAGGUAAACAUGAAAAGAGCCUAGUCAGCAAAAAGUAUGGCGUCAAACUCGCCAGAUUCACACACACAAGCUCCAGCAUCAUAUACGCCAGUACCAAGCAAAAUAACGCCAUCCGAUAUCUCGCCACGCACGAUAAUUCCUUUAUACGCUACUUCGAGGGCCACGAAGGCGCCAUAACGUCCCUCGCCGUGCACCCCGGCAGCGAUAACUUCAUAUCCUGCUCGCAGGACAACACGGUGCGCCUCUGGGACACGCAAACUAAAAACUGGCAGGGCCAGCUUCUCCUACGCUCACCCUAUCUAGCCGCAUACGAUCCCUCGGGCACCGUCUUCGCUGUCGGCUGCCCAAGCUCUGGCUCAAUCCUGCUCUACGACGUGCGCCACUACGACAAGGCACCGUUUGCGACGGUUGACGUGGUCGACCAGGGUCGCGCCAUCGAUCCCAAUCACGUCGUCCGCGGUUGGACUAAGCUCGAGUUCUCCAACGACGGUACACUCAAGGCGUACCUGCGCCGCCUGGGCGGCGCAACGCGAAGGCUGGCCGUAGGCGAGGGCGGCAUGAGCGGCACCAAUGGUAGCGGCGAGUACGAGAGCAGCGGUGACUGCUGCUUCGCACCCGACGGCCGCUUCGUGAUCAGCGGCUCGCGGCAAGAUGUCGUGGCUUGGGACACGCUCAAGACGCCGUCCUCCGAAAAGACACUGGAGCCGACCUGGACGCUCCCGGAAAAGCGUGAGGCAGCCGUGGUUGGAUUUAAUCCACGAUUCAACUUCUUUGCCACAGCAGACACGGAUCUGCUAUUUUGGCUCCCGGAUCCUCAUGCAUGA
Akanthomyces muscarius is the source of this 1077-nucleotide messenger RNA. RefSeq lists its product as uncharacterized. Gene Ontology annotation, cellular component: Set1C/COMPASS complex. NCBI's taxonomy places the organism in Eukaryota, Fungi, Ascomycota, Sordariomycetes, Hypocreales, Cordycipitaceae. Gene Ontology annotation, molecular function: chromatin binding; protein binding. The record is from RefSeq and is a predicted model, not a curated record. The coding region runs from base 1 to 1077 and encodes 358 amino acids. The transcript has 4 exons.